Molecule: messenger RNA, 727 nt
Organism: Rubroshorea leprosula
Lineage: Eukaryota; Viridiplantae; Streptophyta; Magnoliopsida; Malvales; Dipterocarpaceae
Source: the annotation of a GenBank genome assembly
CUAUCCUUCCACUUAAUUUGCUUCAUGUAAUAGUUAAGUGACUGUAAAUAAUGUUCUGCUGUCAUAUAGUGGUCGCUAGCUAUAUAAGAAACAGGACAAUCAUGAGUAGAGGUGGGAGCUAUGGUGGUGGGCAAAGUUCCCUCGGCUACCUGUUUGGAGCUGAUGAGCAGCCAAGUGCACCGCCAGUCACACAGACAAUUCAGCCUCCAUAUGGUAUAGAUACCUUCGAGGACGCUCCGGAUGCUCGCCGGCGCCCCAAAGAGACACCAAAGAAUGUCAUCAACAGCCCUCCAGAGACACAACAGAAUGUCACAAACAACUAUCAUAGAGCUCAAGGACAGAAUUCGGGGAACUUCAUUACUGAUCGUCCAUCCACCAAAGUUAAAUCCGCUCCUGGUGGAGAUUCCUCUCUGGGGUACCUGUUUGGAGAUAAGUGAUAUCUCAAGCUUCCUUCUCCUAAGUUUUACCUUUAAUACAUGAGGGUUUGAGCAUAUUUAUGUAGCGGAUUGGUGUGUUUGGUUUGGUCCUUAAUUAAGAAACAUGUUUAGAUUAAGGGAUGAUCAGCUCCUAAGAGUGUUGAAUUUGCAAUUUGUUCUCCCAGAAUAAGAUUGGUGUUUCAUAACAAUGUAAAAGUGGUGUCACUGCGUACUCCCUUGUGAAUUGUGUUUGAUUAUAUGAUAGUGUGUGCAUGUGUGUCUGCAUUCUCAAAUAGAAUUUGAUUCUCUUG